UUCAAGGGCAUUUUGGGAUACACAAGCGCCAUACUACACAACGCCUUCAACCAGCUACCGGUCUUCCGAGCGGGUGUGCACAGGCAGGUACUCUUUACCACUGUUGGCAUUUUCCUGGGGUAUCACUUGACCAAAUAUGAAAACUACAGGAAUGCCAAGAAGGACCGGGAGUUGUUUAACUACAUGAAGAAGCACUCAGAGCUUUUCUCCCAUAAAGAUCCUGUGGGAGCUGGUCAUAUUGAUUAG
Molecule: messenger RNA, 246 nt
Organism: Staurois parvus
Lineage: Eukaryota; Metazoa; Chordata; Amphibia; Anura; Ranidae
Source: the annotation of a GenBank genome assembly